AUGACCGGGUAUACCAUGUUGCGGAAUGGAGGGGUAGGCAAUGGAGGCCAACCCUGGAUGCUGCGAUGGUCCAGCCGCAUUCGACUCACUUGGCUCAGCUUCACCUUGUUCAUCAUCCUGGUCUUCUUCCCCCUCAUCGCCCACUACUACCUAACCACCAUAGACGACGCCGACGACGCCGGCAAGCGCAUCUUCGGGCCGCGCACGGGCAACGAGCUUUGCGAGGUGAAGCACGUCCAGGACCUCUGCCGCAUCCGGGAAUCGGUGAGCGAGGAGCUGCUGCAGCUGGAAGCCAAGAGGCAGGAGCUGAACAGCGAGAUCGCCAAGCUGAACCUCAAGAUCGAAGCCUGCAAGAAGAGCAUUGAGAACGCCAAGCAGGACCUCCUGCAGCUGAAGAAUGUCAUCAGCCAGACGGAGCACUCCUACAAAGAACUCAUGGCGCAGAACCAACCCAAGCUCUCCCUGCCCAUCCGGCUGUUGCCGGACAAGGACGACUCCAACUUCCCCCUGCCCAAAUCCCACAGGAGCUGCCGGCUACACAACUGCUUCGACUACUCCCGCUGCCCGCUGACGUCCGGCUUCCCCGUGUAUGUCUACAACAGCGACCAGUUCGAUUUUGGGAGCUCGUUGGACCCCUUAAUUAAGCAGGCCUUUGAGUCCACUGUCAGAACGAACGUGUACAUUACUGAAAACGCAAACAUUGCCUGUUUGUACAUAAUCCUCGUGGGGGAAAUGCAGGAGCCCGUUAUGCCAAAACCUACUGAACUCGAGCAACAGUUGCACACGCUGCCCUUUUGGAGGACUGACGGGCACAACCACCUGAUCAUCAACUUGUCCAGGAAGUCGGAAACUCAGAACUUCCUUUAUAACGUCAGCACCGGGCGGGCCAUGGUCGCCCAGUCCACCUUUUACGAUGUACAGUAUCGCCCGGGUUUCGAUAUCGUGGUCUCCCCUCUUGUCCACGCCAUGUCCGAGCCCAAUUUCCUAGAGAUCCCGCCCCAGGUGCCGGUCAAGCGAAAAUACCUGUUCAGUUUCCAAGGGGAGAAGGUGGAGUCUCUCCGGUCCAGCUUGCAAGAAGUGCGCUCCUUCGAAGAAGAAAUCGAAGGCAACGCCCCAGCGGACUAUGAUGACAGGAUCAUUACCACCCUGAAGGCUGUCCAAGACAGCAAGCUGGACUUUGUCUUGGUGGAAUUCACUUGUAAGAACCAGCCUAAGGCAAGCCUGCCCACUGAGUGGGCUCUUUGUGGAGAAAGGGAAGACAGACUAGAGCUACUGAAACUAUCUACUUUUGCACUGAUAAUCACCCCGGGGGACACCCACCUUGUCAUCUCCGCCGGGUGCGCAAUGCGUCUUUUCGAGGCCCUGGAGGUUGGGGCGAUCCCGGUGAUCUUGGGAGAGCAGGUCCAGCUGCCCUACCACGAUGUGAUCCGGUGGAACGAGGCAGCCUUAAUCAUACCAAAGCCACGUAUCACGGAAGUGCACUUUCUCCUGCGGAGUAUUUCCGACAACGACCUCCUGGCCAUGAGGAGGCAGGGCCGCUUCCUGUGGGAGACCUACUUUUCCACUUCGGACAGCAUCUUCAGCACGGUUCUAGCCAUCAUAAGGACUCGAAUCCAAAUCCCGGCCGUCCCCAUCCGGGAGGAGGCUGCGGUGGAGAUCCCCCACCGGUCCGGAAAGGCUGCUGGCACAGACCCCAACAUGGCCGACAACGGGGACUUAGACUUGGGGCCGGUGGAGACGGAGCCGCCCUACUCCUCGCCCAAAUACCUGCGCAAUUUUACCCUCACCGCCAUGGAUAUUUACAGAAACUGGAACUCGGCCCCCGGCCCUUUCCACCUCUUCCCCCACACACCCUUUGACCCUGUCCUGCCGUCGGAAGCCAAGUUCCUCGGAUCUGGGACCGGGUUCCGGCCCAUCGGAGGAGGAGCUGGCGGCUCUGGGAAGGAGUUCCAAGCCGCGCUGGGAGGCAACGUCCCCAGGGAGCAGUUCACCGUUGUCAUGUUGACCUACGAGCGAGAGGAAGUGCUCAUGAACUCCCUGGAGAGGCUCAACGGCCUCCCCUACUUAAACAAAGUGGUGGUGGUCUGGAACUCUCCCAAGCUGCCGUCAGAGGACCUCCUGUGGCCGGACAUCGGCGUCCCAAUUGUGGUAAGAGCAGUUGGAAAUAUUUGGCUUCUUCUGCCUCUCUCCAAAGAGAGAAGUGGAGAGGCUUCAGAAUUCUUUUGUUGCAACGUGGAGCGUUGAGGGUUGUGCGUUAUGUUUUUAGAUGCACCAUAAAAAAAAGAAAUAAAUUCUGGUUUAGAUUCUUUCAAAUGCUUGCAGUGGGCAGUGUGUGUGUGUGUGUGUGUGUGUGUGUGUGUGUGAAAGAGAGAGAGAGAGGGGACUGGUUGCCUGAUUCCACCACUGCCCCCUUUCUGCCAGCGUAGUCUCAGAAACCAACCGUGUAUGGAAAUAUUGUGAAAGUACCUACAAUCUUAUCCUCCGGGCAAGUCUUUGCACGGCUUGAAGCAAAGCAGACUCCAAGUUCCUCAUGUGAAUCCUCAAUGAUGUCAGUAUCCGAGGAGUCCCAAAGUCCAGGCAGCAAGUUCAGAGUGGAGAAGACAUCUGAAGGCAGCCCUGUUUAGGGAAGCUUUUAGUGUUUAAUAGAUUAUUGUAUUUUAAUAUUCUGUUGAAAGCUGCCCAGAGUGGCUGGGGAAACCCAGCCAGAUGGGCGGGGUAUAAAUAAUAAAUUAUUAUUAUUAUUAUUAUUAUUAUUAUUAUUAUUACAGUGGUACCUCUGGAUGUGAACGGAAUCCGUUCCGGAGCCCCAUUCGCAUCCUGAGUAGAACGCAACCCGCGACUGCACGUCUGCGUGUGCAUGGGUCGUGAUUUGCCGCUUCUGCGCAUGCGCAUGACGUUAUUUUGAGCGUCUGCACAUGCAUGAGCGGCAAAACCCAGAAGUAACGCGUUCCAUUACUUCCGGGUCGCAGCGGAGCGUAACCAGAAAAUGCUCAACCUGAAGCAUAUUUAACCCUAAGUGGCACUGUGGGUUAAACCACAGAGCCUAGGACUUGCCGAUCAGAAGGUCGGCGGUUCGAAUCCCCGCGACGGGGUGAGCUCCCGUUGCUCCGUCCCAGCUCCUGCCAACCUAACAGUUCAAAAGCACCUCAAAGUGCAAGUAGAUAAAUAGGUACCACUCUGGCGGGAAGGUAAACGGCAUUUCCAUGUGCUGCUCUGGUUCGCCAGAAGCGGCUUAGUCCUGCUGGCCACAUGACCCGGAAGCUGUAUGCCGCCUCCCUUGGCCAGUAAAGCGAGAUGAGCGCCGCAACCCCAGAGUCGUCUGCGACUGGACUUAACGGCCAGGGGUCCCUUUACUUUUACCUUUUAUGACUGUAUUCUAUUUGUAGGCUGUUUGGCCAAAGGGUAGUAAUGGUUCAAUCCAAGUUGCACUGCAGCUGAAGGAGCAGAGGUAAUAGCAAGGGCUCCUUAGAACUGAUCGUGUUUCCAGGAAAGAUGGCUUUAUUGCCAUCCACUAGCAGCUUCUCUCAUGGCUAGCUACUAAACUGAUACGACCUUGGUUGCCCAAGGGAGAUGGGGAUGUGCCAGUCUUGUCCCUUGAGUGUCUGGUCAUCUGCUGGGCUUCAGGGCAGUGGCUACUGCAGCUUGGUGCUGUAGAAGUUCACCCUCUCCCUUUCGUAUCCCUGAAGGAGUCUUGACCUGCUUCUUUAUUGUCCAAAGGAGAAUGUACAUCCUUACACGGGUAACAUCUCAACAUGUUCAGUUCGCAAGCAGAGAACUCGUGGGAAAUCGAUGUUUUGCCUUUAAAGCCUGAGCACUGUGUGGAAGAUGAUUUUCAUUUAAUAGUUUCAGUUGAAGGAAUGCUGCUGUUGAGGGCCUAGAAUAAGUCCUCUCAAGCCACAAGUGUCAGGGUGCUGGCGGUGCUUUUUAUAGGGCGGAAUAAAAGUGAGCUAUUGCGCCUUGCGUUUCUUCCAUCCCCUGAAGGAAGGGCGCUUCUCUGUGCUCCUCAGAUACUAGUUUGCUACACCAUACAACUUCCUUACGGCCCCUAAAACAGAGUUACGGCUCCCUUGCAGUCAGGACUUUGCAGUAAUUGUGAGGCCUACCAGAAUUGUGAAGGGAUGAAGUCAUCCGCUGCGGGUGCCAUUAAUGUACUUUUUCAAAGAGACCCGUCAACAAACAAGAGUAGCAAAAUGGUCCUAAAUGGACUGAGGCUGUGGCACAAAGGGACAAAGCGAUAUGAUUUAAAUUACAUAUCUUAUGUGUGUCUCAUUUGCUUCCCUUGAGUCGCUUCUUGGUCCGGGCAUUUUAUAUUCAAGAUAGAUAGAUAGAUAGAUAGAGAGAGAGAGAGAGAGAGAGAAACAGUAUGUUCAAAUGCAGAACAUUUCAUAGCUCGCUAAAAGCUUUUUUAAAAAAAGAAAAAUAAACAAAUUUGAACAAUUGUGUGCUGUCACACUGGGAGAGGGUGGAACACAAACGGCUACUUGUUUCCUACCCUAGCGAGACGUCUUUCAAAAAUAUCUUGUCUGGAGCACUUUUCUGUUUUUUUAAAUAUAUACUGUGGGUUGUUUUUCUGCCGUUCUAGCCAGUCAGCCGUUUCUCCUUUUGAAUUGUGCCAUUUUUGAUACGUUUGAUGACUGAGCCUCACAACUUGAUCUGGGGUUUGUGCAGAUAUUUGGGUUAGCUGUGGAUGUGAGGCAAGUGUGCACCUGUGAAAAUGUUUGUGGCUUGCUCACGGGUGAUGACAUCCAAGAGCUAAUGGAAAAAGUGAGCAUUUGGAUGCAGAUGUGAGUUGUGUUUUCACUGAAGAUGACACAGUGCAGGCCAGAGGGAAUUCAGUGGGUAUUUUGACAACUGCCCCAUUUCCCCUGACACCAGUUUGGGCCGGGGUAUUGGGUGGGAUUUUGGGGGGCUUGUACCUUGGCCUAUCCUCAGCCAGCCUAAAGUCUCUUGUGAAUAUGGACGCAGUGGUCUAAACCACUGAGCCUCUUGGGCUUGCUGAUCAGAAGGUUGGUGGUUCGAAUCCCCGUGGUGGAGCGAGCACCUGUUGCUCUGUCCCUGCUCCUGCCAACCUAGCAAUUCGAAAGCACACCAGUGUGAGUAGAUAAAUAGGUACCGCUCUGGUGGGAAGGUAAACAGUGUUUCCAUGCGCUCUGGUUUCUGUCACGGUGUUCCGUUGCACCAAAAGCAGUUUAGUCUUGCUGGCCACAUGACCCGGAUAACUGUUUGUUGACAAACGCCGGCUCCCUCGGCCUGAAAGUGAGAUGAGCGCUGCAACCCCAUAGUCGCCUUUGACUGGACUUGACCAUCCAGUGGUCAUUUACCUUACCUUUGUCUUUAUGGAGGGACGCAGGUGGCGCUGUGGGUUAAACCACAGAGCCUAGGACUUGGCAAUCAGAAGGUCAGCGGUUCAAAUCCCCACAACGGGGUGAGCUCCCGUUGCUCGGUCCCUGCUCCUUCCAACCUAACAGUUCGAAAGCACGUCAAAGUGCAAGUAGAGCAAUAGCUACCACUCCAGCGGGAAGGUAAAUGCCGUUUCCGUGCGCUGCUCUGGUUCGCCAGAAGCGGCUUAGUCUUGCUGGCCACAUGACCCGGAAGCUGUACGCCGUCUCCCUCGGCCAAUAAAGCGAGAUGAGCGCCACAAGCCCAGAGUCGCACCGCAACCCCAGAGUCAGCCACAACUGGACCUAAUGGUCAGGGGUCCCUUUACCUUUACCUUUACCUUUAUGAAGAGUUAUAACACUAAAAGAAAAAAGAAAACCCAGAAAACAGAUGCAGAGGUGCCAAAAGCAGAGGAAGGUGGUAUUUUGCAGCAGAAGAGGAACGUGGCACUUCCAUGAGACUGGGGCACAGAGACGCCGGCUCCCGUUUUGACUUUCGGGAUCUGAGCACCGCAUGAAAUGAACUUAUUCUUAAUAUUUCAUCUUAUUGUUUCUGACUAGUAAAUCACACUGCUCACAGGCAGGAGUGAAUGAAAAGAUUAUCUUUCUUCCAGGAGCAGCAAAAUGAGUUACAAUUGCUCAUGUCACUGUGAAAUGAACAUUCACAUUAGUCCUGCUGCGUCUUUUGCUCUUCUUUUAAACAAAAUCCUUGAAAUAAUGCCUACCUGAAAUAAAAUUAACUCCUUCGUCGCUUUUGCAGAAUGGCAGCCAGAAGGGGGCUUCUUGGGCACGAUGUACACAAGGAUGAGCAGGUCUCUUAACAACCCGGCAGAUCUUCCCCAAAUUAGUCCACCUCUGACUACAACCCUGAAUUUGCUCUGAUUAGAGGAAUGUUAAUGGAAACUUGUUAUUUAUUUGCAAGUUUCAGCUUGCCCCAUUUUAAUUGGCAAUAGCUCAUUAAAGGCAGAGUACAUAAAACCUGUGGGAUAAAAUCUCUAGUGAAAAUAGAUGGAGCCCAACUGCAUUUUUUAAAAAAUGAGAAAUAAGAUAAAACUGCUAUCGGCUUCUGUGGUCCAUGUUUGAUUGACUUCUGUCUGAUGUGUACCAGUUCAUCCUCCAAGGCUGCAAGAAGGAGGAAUAGGAGGUUGUAGCUUGUGAUGUACACGAUUGGGAGCUGAAAGCCCUCACAGGAUUUCCAGGGUGUAAGGCAUACGUUUCUGCAAGGAAGCCAUAAUUAGCUGCUUAAAAAUCUGCAAGCCCCUCUUAGGCUCCCAAUGCUAAACAGCAGUGCCCAGUCAGUCUUGCACUGGGAAUUUUGUUGAGACAGAGACAGGGGUCUCAGGCAUUUAGGGAAUCUGCAGAAUCUUUCCACACAUUUCCCUGUGUAGCCAGAUCCACUUGGAAGCCCAGCCUUUUGACAGCCCGGCACUCCUAUAAAAAGAUUUUGCUUUUGGUGACACACGGUUAUGUACUUUGUACUAUGAAUCUGUGGGACUGCAGGAAAGCUGCAAUUGCCCACCAGGAGAAAGUUAGCUUUCGCUGAAGUUUUAAAAGGCAACUUUCUUAUUCUUAAGAAAUUCGUUGGGCACUAUGUGAGUAAUGACUGGUGAGACCUUUGAAGUCAGGGUCUUGCUGACUUACCUUGGGGUAUGCAAGAGUCUUAUAAGGUACAGUGGUACCUUGGUUCUCAAACUUAAUCUGUUCCAAAACCAAAGUGUUCCAAAACCAAGGCGCUUUCCCAUAGAAAGUAAUGCAAAAUGGAUCAAUCCGUUCCAGACUUUUAAAAACAACCCCUAAAACAGCAAUUUAACAUGAAUUUUACUAUCUAAUGAUAUCUCAUUAGAUAUCUAAUUUUACUAUCUAAUGAGACCAUUAAUAGAUUUACUAUCUAAUGGGACGCGGGUGGCGCUGUGGGUUAAACCACAGAGCCUAGGGCUUGCCGAUCAGAAGGUUGGCGGUUCGAAACCCCGCGACAGUGUGAGCUCCCGUUGCUCGGUCCCUGCUCCUGCCAACCUAGCAGUUCAAAAGCACAUCAAGUAGAUAAAUAGGUACCGCUCCGGUGGGAAGGUAAACGGCAUUUCUGUGCGCUGCUCUGGUUCGCCAGAAGCGGCUUAGUCCUGCUGGCCACAUGACCCAGAAGCUGUACGCUGGCUCCCUCGGCCAGUAAAGCGAGAUGAGCGCCGCAACCCCAGAGUCGGCCACGACUGGACCUAAUGGUCAAGGGUCCCUUUACCUUUACCUUUAAUGAGACCAUUGAUCCGUAAAAUGAAAGCAAUAAACAAUGUACUGCAGUCACACAAUUGAUCAAUAAGUAGCUGAACUGGGUUCCAUAGUUCCACAGUGGUAUCUGAAGAAGUGUGCGUGCACACGAAAGCUUAUACCAAGAACAAACUUAGUUGGUCUCGAAGUUCGCAAACCGGAACACUUUUUUUUUUUAAAAAUAAUAUUUAUUAAAGUUUCAAAGAAAAAAAAAGAAUCACAUUAGUAGAGAAAAAAUUAACAAUGAAAAGAAAAAAUACAAGUAAAAAAAGAAAAACCAAUUAAAAACAAUUUCAUCUUUUCCUCACUUCUUUUACGUUUACUUGUUUCCCGGACCUCCUCUUACCUCCCUCUUUUGUAUUCUAAUUAAAUAUGUUAAUCCAACAAUUCCUUUCCCUCCUUUUUAAUCCUAAUCUUUAAUCUUGAUAUAUUAUAACUUUAAAUUUUACAUUUUACAUAUUAAUAACCAAUUUUUCCAUAUUCUUUUGUGCCUGUACAGCUAGAAACCACUUAACUUCAAUCCAACAUCAUUCUAACAUUCAUGCAAACCGGAACACUUUUGGGUUUGCAGUGUUUGAGUUCCAAGUUCUUUGAGUACCAAGGCGUUUGAGAACCAAGGUACCACUGUAGAUCAGCGUUGUUAUGCCAAUAUUGCAGCUAGAUGAACUGAGGCUGAGACGAUAGUGGCACUCGAAGACAGCUGUGGGGUUCAUCGCAGAGCUGGAAUUGAAACAGGGGGCUUCCUGAUUUACAGCUGAAUUCACUCCUAGCCACACCAGCAAGUAGUACAAAAUAAGAGAACACAUGCAAAUCCGUUUAACUUGGAUCAUUUUAUCCAGGCCACCAAACUGGGCCAGAGUUUUUAUUUUUCUUGUACAUGAGCAAGCCUGCUUCUUCUUCCCAUUCAUUAAUCCUGAGCAAAUUGGGCUGGAAAAUUCCAGGUGUCUGCCCAUAUGCUUUUAGAACUUGAAGUUGGAGUCUGAAAACGAAACAUAUUCCCUUUCUAUAACAUGGGCAUGCAAAUAUGUGUGUGUGUUUGUGUUUUUUCUUUCAUUUCUUGUUAUUAAUUUAUUGCAAGCUACUUAGUACAAGGCGCUGGGGGUUGGGGAAGUUUCCUCCACCUUCUAAUUAAGGAUGGAGGGGGCGGGGGAGAACCGCCGCCAUUUAAAAAUUGCUUUUUUCUAUUAACACCAAAACAAUUUCAAGCCUCGUAAGACCACCAGGUGCAGAGCAGUGAUAAUGCGACUGUGACAAAGUGAUUGCUGAUCAAAGCACCGAAAGCAGACGGCUAAUGAACUCCAACAAAUUACAGCGUAAUGAGGAGAAAUACCUUGUGCAUCGCGAAGUAGUCAGAGUCUCCAAAGCUGUAGAGAACCCAAUACACAGAAACUACAAUCAGGAGCACAAACUCUCCCUUUUUUCCUCCUCCCGGGGCAGGAAAGGGGUCAGUCCAACCUUCGGUUUGCUGGUAUAACUGAGUUACCGUGUCGUGAAAUGAUGCAUGUCUCAGAAGUGUGUUGCCAACGUGAACAUUUUGGAAAGCUCUGAUCUAGUCCAUCCGCCUUUAAUGCAAGAAUAUGCCAAUUAACUUUUUUCACUGGGUUUGUACAUCCCGUUGAUAGUUGUCGGCUGAGUAGUCUGGUGCCAAGAUAUCACUUGAUGAACUUCCACAUGCAAACAAGCUUUGUAGGCAGUGCCAGAUUUACGUAUAAGCUAAACAAGCUAUAGCUUAGGGCCCCACUCUCUUGGGGGCCCCAAAAAAUUUUAAAGGGAAAAAACACCUGGAUGUACAUUUCCAAAAUAUAAGAUAAAAAACAAAUAGAAUAAAACCUACAUACAGCAACAGUGUUUUGUGUUGUGUAGGCUCCUAUGAUGUAAGUCAUGGGCCCCGCCUGCUAGCCUGCUCCUUAAAAUAUCACUGGUUUGCUCCUUUCUAUAUAUACGGUAAGGGACGUGGGUGGCGCUGUGGGUUAAACCACAGAGCCUAGGGCUUGCCGAUCAGAAGGUCGGCGGUUCGAAUCCCCGCGAUGGGGUGAACUCCUGUUGCUCUGUCCCUGCUCCUGCCCACCUAGCAGUUUGAAAGCACGUCAAAGUGCAAGUAGAUAAAUAGGUACCACUCCGGCGGGAAGGUAAAUGGCGUUUCCAUGCGCUGCUCUGGUUUGCCAGAAGCGGCUUAGUCAUGCUGGCCACAUGACCCGGAAGCUGUACGCCGGCUCCCUCGGCCAGUAAAGCGAGAUGAGCGCCGCAACCCCAGAGUCGGCCACAACUGGACCUAAUGGUCAGGGGUCCCUUUACCUUUACCUUUACCUUUAUAUAUAGGGUGCCUAAAUUCUGCAUGGACCGGUUGCAGGGCAACAUGUGCAAAUGGCUUUAGAUACCUAUUAGGUCCAUCAAUUACCAUAUAGCAUAUAUUCAACACAAAAAACAGUGACAAUUUGUUGUUGACAGAGGACAGCUGGACAUAUAAAGUGCCCCAUUGUCUUUAGCAGUUUAGGGCCUCAUCAAACCUAAAUCUGGCCCUGUUUGUGGGGUAGGAAUGGAAGGGUUUACACCAGGCAUCCCCAACCUUUGGCCCUCCAGGUGUUUUGGCCUACAACUCCCAUGAUCCCUAGCUAACAGGAGCAGUGGUCAGGGAUGAUGGGAAUUGUAGUCCAAAACAUCUGGAGGGCCGAAGGUUGGGGUUGCCUGGUUUACACCCAUCUGGCCUUGUAUAAUCCAGCGCUGUCUUCCAAACCUCCAAAAGGGCAUGAUCUUCCAGUGUGGCUCUUGUUGUUUUCUCCAGCCUGAUCUUUGUUAUAAAAAUUUGGAAGGAAGUAGCAGGUUGGAUUUAGGGAGAGAGAGAAAGAGAGUGUGUUUUCUGAAGAAUUAAUUUUGCUGUUUUUUGUUUUUUUUAAGGAAAGGGGGCCGGCUUUGCCCAUACUCAGAAUUCUCCUCCAUGGAACAUAAAAUGCUUGUUUUUGGAAAUGGCAAUUAUGACACAUCCUCAAAGCAGAGGGAUGCCAAACAGUUUUUACUUUGAGUUGGCAAAAAUGACGGAUGCAAUUAGGGGACAGUCUAAACAAAAAUUUCAAAAAAGAGAGGGGAAAGAGAUUAUUUUUUUAAAAAACCAGUGCCCUCAAAUUAAAACCUGGACUUGCUUCAAAUAAUUUUUGCAAAACAAAAUACAGUUUACAAAUACAACAUAUGGAGAAGAGUAGAAAAGAUGAAAUGAGAAAGAAACAGUUCAGCAAGUUUAAAAUCAGACCCUCGUUGAGGAGGAAGGAAGUCUAAUAGAAUAGAAUAAGAACUAACAAUGGCUAACAUAAGUUCGUGUGCAGAUACUUGCAGAUUUAUGAAUAUAUGUUUUUCAUUUAUCUUGUGUUUUCUAUUGUAGUUUGUUUUCUAAGAGCCGUGUGUGUAUGUGCUGUAGUAAUAAGUUAAUAAACAGCAUUUACCAAAAAUAAAAAAAGAGAAUUCUCAGUCUUACGCUGAUCUGUUCAGAAGUAAGCCCCGCUGAAUUUGGUGGGGUUACUCUCAUUUAUAUAGAGGGUUUUUUUUGUACAGCAAACCAAAACAGCCACUGUCCUGGAAAGCAAGUAAAACUUGGUGGUGAAAUUUAGAUAACAAAAUCAUUUGUAUUGUAAAACAGCUAAUAAAAAGAAGUAAAAUAAAAAAACCUGAAACAUCACAAAAGGAGGGAUGGGAAGUCAAGAAGAAUUUUUUUGUUGGGACAGAAAAACAAUUGUAUAUGACGAUAAAUGUUUUGGAAUAUUUCUGUAGAUUUAAUAAAAAUAUUUUUGAAAGCAAGCAAGCAAGCAAAAGUUAAUACAGAGAGCAUGAGGGACACUACGGUCUCUUAGGCACAAGGUGUCGGGAAUGAUGAUGAAGAUGGAGAUUUAAUUUCAAUUUGUUGCCUGUUCUGCAUCCUAAGGCCCAAGGGCAGGUUACAACGAUUUAAAAUACAGCAUUAAAAGAGCAGUUUUAAAAACUGACUGUCACAAAAAAUAGGGUGGGUCCUAAAAACAGACUUCUCGAGUGUCAAAAGUUGAGGGUGAAGAUUUGAAACAUCGAGGGAAUGUCUCUGUAAAUAGAUCCAUCUUAUAAAGCUAGUGGGAUGUUGCUAUAGAGGGAGCCAGUAAGAGUGUGGCUUAAAGGUAAAGGGACCCCUGACCAUUAGGUCCAGUCGUGGACGACUCUGGGGUUGUGGCACUCAUCUCGCUUUAUAGGCCGAGGAAGCUGGCAUACAGCUUCCAGGUCAUGUGGCCAGCAUGACUAAGCCACUUCUGGCGAACCAGAGCAGCGCACGGAAACACCGUUUACCUUCGCACUGGAGUGGUACCUAUUUAUCUACUUGCACUUUUUAUUUAUUACUGUGAUAAGCAUGAAUUACUAUGCAAUUCAAACAUAGUUAAUAUCACAAUUUUAAUACAUCUUUAAUUUGGCGUUUACAAUGAAAAUAUUGGUGCCAUACUUCAGUUUUCAAAACACUCUACUCUUUAUUGUUAGACUCCUUAAACAUAUUGUCCAUCCUUAACAUAUACUCCAGAAACUCCAGCGGGUGCAGAAUACCACGGCGAGGCUCCUUACAGGGUCCUUGCGGCGGAAUCACAUUCAUCCAGUGCUUUACCAACUGCACUGGCUCCCGGUGGAGUACAGGGUCAGGUUUAAGGUGCUGGUUUUGACCUUUAAAGCCCUACGCAGCCUAGGACCCUUGUACCUACGGGACUGCCUCUGCCGGUAUGUCCCACGGAGGACCUUAAGGUCCACAAAUGACAACACUUUGGAGGUACCAGGUCGCAAGGUGGUUAGAUCGGUCUCAGCUAGGGCCAGGGCCUUUUCAGCACUGGCCCCGACGUGGUGGAACGCUCUGUCACAAGAGACUAGGGCCCUGCGGGACUUGACAUCUUUCUGCAGGGCCUGCAAGACAGAGCUGUUCCGCCUGGCCUUUGGUUUGGACUCAGUCUCAGUUUCCCUCCCCUUAUGGUUUUGAUUUAUAGGCUACUAUUAAAAUGAGGCUGCAUUUAAAAUAGCAUUUUAACCCCUACUUUAAUAAACUGGUUUUGUUUUUGUUUGUUUGUUUCCCCCUAUUGUUUUCCCCAGAGCGUUCCACCAAGUCGGGGCCAGUACUGAAAAGGUCCUGGCCCUAGUUGAGACCAAGCUAACCACCUUGCGGCUUGGGAGCUCCAAAGCGUUGUCCGCACCCCCUUCGGAAAAAUAAAAGGUCCACCUUUUAACCCCUCAGUUUCCACCCAGAGCCAACAUGAAGCAUACCUCGUAUAGCUUCCCUUUAUAUAUAUUAACAACAACAACAUUUUUUUUUAAUUUAUACUCUGCCUGUCUAGGCUGAUGAAACUUGGAUUGCAUACUCAUCGGGGGACGGAGGCCUCUGCCAUUUUUGCUUAAUUUGCUUAGUAAAGCAUCGCAAACGUUUAUGGUGCUACGUAAAAUCACAACAAAGACUUAUUUGUAGCUUUGCAGAUUUGCCAGCUCUGGCAGAUUAUGCAGAAAGCAUGCCAGGUUUCUCCAGGCAAGUAAUUCCUCUGAAUGUAAUAGGGAUUAUUCAUGUGGCUAGAGUUAUGCACACAUUUGCUAAAUCCGGGUGUUCUGGCCUAUUAAUGCUGAGGAGCUGAUUCCCUCCCUUCCGUCCCAAGCAUCCAUUUAUUAACAAUGUGGUUGUAAAGGGUGAGCAAUCUGAACACAGAUAUUCUCUACUCCCUCAGAGCUGGGGACUGAUCCAAAUAUUUAGAAAUGUGUAUGCGUUGUGCAAGCUCUCCUGGUGCAUUCAAUGCUGUGACCUUGCGUUUAGGAAGCUUAGGGGCAAAACCCAUGACAUGUGCAGUAGCCAGCAAGCGAUUAACAUGGAAUAUUUACAUAUAUGCACAUUCUUUUAUACUGAGCGUGUGCAAAAUAUUUGCCUUUAUCACCCUCACCGCAAAGGGCUUGCAAGGACUUGCUCACAUAUCUGACUCCACCCAUCUGUGGGGCUCCAAAAUCCACCCCAGCCUAUGGAGUUUCUUGUACAGGUUUCACCCCCUCUUCAAAAGUAUCCUCAAAUGCAAUGGUCAGUUUUGCCUGUUGGAAUCAAUGGAAGCCUUUCAUCUCUUUGGGAGAAAAUAAAAGUAAGUGCCCAGGGAUGCCACUGGAAUAGUAAAAAAGGAGUUAAAAAUGGGGACAUGGGUGGCACUGUGGUCUAAACCACUGAGCCUCUUGGGCUUGCUGAUCGGAAGGUCGGUGAUUCGAAUCCCCGCGACGGGGUAAGCUCCCGUUGCUUUGUCCCAACGCCUGCCAACCUAGUUCGAAAGCAUGCCAGUGCAAGUAGAUAAAUAGGUACCACUGUGGCGGGAAGGUAAACUGUGUUUCCAUGUGCUUUGGCUUCUGUCACGGUGUCCUGUUGUGCCAGAAGCGGUUUAGUCCUGCUGGCCACAUGACCCUGAAAGCUGUCUGUGCACAAAUGCCGCCUCCCUUGGCCUGAAAGCAAGAUGAGCACCGCAAUCCCAUAGUCGCCUUUAACUGGACUUAACCGUCCAGGGGUCCUUUACCUUUACCUUUACUGGAAUGGGCUCAAACUUCCCCAGGUCUUUCAUAGAGGGCAGAUUUUACCCACUGCCCAACAGCUGUGCGCAUUGUGGCUGGUUAAGGCUGGCAUUCUCAUUUUCUGUUACCUAAACCAUUUUAGCGGGAGAUGUCAGGGAUCUGGACUUGGGGGCUCCUGUGUACAAAGCACACAUUCUCCCACUGAGCCACAGCCUCCCAGCUGCAUUGGAUUUCAUUUGGUCCCAUAAAACUGAGCAGGAGCCGCUGAGAACCACCAUGUUAAAUGCAAAGUUUCUGGUGGCGUUUCAGUUUGGUAAGAAACUGAGCCCUGGAGCUGCCUCUUUUUACAUAAAGGAUGAAUAUGCAUACAUCCACAAGCCCCGUAUUAGCUGUACCUCUGGGAAUGUGGUAUGUAGGAUUUGGAUUAAUUUUCCCACCUGCAGAAUCCUGGAGCUUGUACUCGAGCAAAGAGUGCGUCCCUGUAGGAAAGAUUCAAUCUCGCAUUUCUUAUUAAACCCCCUCGCCAUGAAUAUUCAACCUGCCGCUGCUGCAAGUCUUCCCUUUCCCCCCCUCUUAAGGCGCUCUCUACUCUUGAGCAGUCUGUUGCGACUGCUACAGGGCAGGACGCAGCAAUUCCAUCAUUGCCGAGGCAUAAACUUGUCACUCAAGGCAGCCUUCCCCCCCCCCUGCGCCUUUCAUUGUGCACCUCAGGGGCAGAUGUGUGUAUGCUAAUCUGUAUCCUAUUGUACAAACACGCGAAAGGGGGUGCGCAUUGCCUCGCAGUGAUUAUGCACAGAUGCCUGCAUUUGUAUGCAUGCGAUUCAGACUUGCAGGUAAGUACAAACAUUCUCAAGUUGCCAAGGGAACAAAAAUUCAAAACGGUUACCUGCCUGUGUGUUGCAGGGCAAGCUUGGCAGCGGAUCCAUUCAGAUGCGUCUUCAGUUUGUACGCUGGCAGAAUUCAUGUCUGCUGGCAUCAGAUAGGAUUGUGACCUGUAGGUCAGAGUCAGACCUACAGGUGGGCAUGAGUGACCACAAGGUGGUUCUGGGGGUGAUGGAAGAAGCAAAGAUCAUUGGUGUCUAAGCAAUGAUUCUUCAACAACUUCAUUGGACUGGUCAUGUUGUGCAGAUGCCAGAUUUUCUUCUUCCAAAGCAACUACUCUAUUCCUAACUUAAAAAUGGAAAGCAUAAUGCUGGUGGUCAACGAAAGAGGUUUAAAGACUGUCUCAAGGCAAAUCUUAAAAAAAUGUAGUAUAAACACCGACAGCUGGGAAACACUGGCCUGUGAGUGCUCCACUUGGAGAACAGCCUUUCCCAAAGGUGUCCUGGGCUUUGAAGAUGCUCGAACUCAGGACAAAAGGGAGAAACGUGCUAAGAGGAAGGCACACUUGGCAAAUCCACACCAUGAUCAACUCCCGCCCGUAAACCUACGUCCCCACUGUGGAAGGACAUGUGGAUCCAGACAUGUGGAUCCUUACAGGGUCCUCGCCGCGGGAUCACAUUCACCCGGUGCUAUACCAGCUGCACUGGCUCCUGGUGGAGUACAGGAUCAGGUUUAAGGUGCUGGUUUUAACCUUUAAAGCCCUAUACGGCCUACGACCCUCGUACCUACGGGACCGCCUCUUCUGGUAUGUCCCACGGAGAAACUUACGGUCUUCAAAUAAAAACAUUUUGAAAGUCCCAGGCCACAGAGAGGUUAGGCUGGCCUCAACCAGAGCCAGGGCUUUUUCGGCUGUGGCCCUGAUCUGGUGGAACGUUCUUGUCACAAGAGACUAGGGCCCUGCGGGACUUGACAUCUUUCCGCAGGGCCUGCAAGACGGAACUGUUCCACCACGCCUUUGGCCAAGGCACAGUCUGACCCCCUCCUUUGGUAAUCCUCACAGAACUCUAGCCCAAUGGUUGCCAUUAAUUUGAUUUUGAAUGGAUUUUAGAAUGAAUUGAUUUUAGAAUGCUGUGUUACUUUUAUUGUUGUUAGCCACUCUGAGCCCGGCUUUGGCUGGGGAGGGCGGGAUAUAAAUAAAAUUUUAUCAUUAUUAUUUUAUUAGUAAUCACAUUUCUGAAGCAACUGAACCCAUGGGCUCCUGCAGCUUCUGCUAUGGCUGCAUCACCCUUGCCUUCUGUGGGUGACUUGGCACCCUGACAGCAGCCCCUAGUUGUCAGUUGCAGAUUGUCAACCCCGUGGUAAGUUUUAGGAGGCCUCUUGUUGUUGUUUAGUCGUGUCCGACUCUUCGUGACCCCAUGGACCAGAGCACGCCAGGCACUCCUGUCUUCCACUGCCUCCCGCAGUUUGGUCAGACUCAUGUUUGUAGCUUCAAGAACACUGUCCCACCAUCUCGCCCUCCGUCGUCCCCUUCUCCUUGUGCCCUCCAUCUUUCCCAACAUCAGGGUCUUUUCCAGGGAGUCUUCACUUCUCAUGAGGUGGCCAAAGUACUGGAGUCUCAGCUUCAGGAUCUGUCCUUCCAGUGAGCACUCAGGGCUGAUUUCCUUCAGAAUGGAGAGGUUGGAUCUUCUUGCAGUCCAUGGGACUCUCAAGAGUCUCCUCCAGCACCAUGAUUCAAAAGCAUCAAUUCUUCGGCGAUCAGCCUUCUUUAUGGUCCAGCUCUCACUUCCAUACAUCACUACUGGGAAAACCAUGGCUUUAACUAUACGGAUUUUUGUUGGUAAGGUGAUGUAACACUUAGGAGGCCUCAGUGUGGACCAAAUCUGCUUUGAAAAGGAGGUGGAAGUAUGUAGCCUAAACAGAAAGGUGAAGGAAAGCUCUUUUGCCCUGAAAUCUCAGUCCAGAUUUCUGUUUCCUUUUUUCCCCAUAAAAAGAAUUCUGUUUACGCGAUGGUGGCAAGAUGUCUUGUUUCUGUAGGCUGGGCGCCAAGGCGAGGAUAGAUGAGUGGGGGAACUGGCCUGCCUUAUUUCUUUGAGAAAGAUCUGCUGCCUAGCGCUGACCGCCCCCUCCGCCGCCACCACCUGCAAUAUUUAAGCUGACAGGAAAGAGCUUCCUACACUUUUCCUAACGCCUUCCAAAAACACAAAUUAAAUGCGGGUUUAAGGUGACUCUAUAAAUGCUGGCACGCCUGCAUGCCCCUGGAUGUUUUUAACUCCGCCGCCUGAAUCGGUGGGGCUCUCUGGGGAGGACUGGAGUGCUGGCAAGAACUCUGUAUGUUUAUCUUGCAGAUCCGUAUCAAAAGGAUUUAUUUUUCAGGAAUGUGCAUUUUGUAGCACUUUAAAGCUGGAAGGACUCCAAAGAGCUUUGCAGUCGGAACAAGCUGGUUCUCACAGUUUUCAGAGGGCCCUUUGCUUUAUCUGCGGCAUUUGCAUAUUGCCUUUGUUGGCACUGCCAGGUUGAGGGCUUCCAAGCUGCCUGGUGCUCUAACUGGGAUUGUUCAGGCCAGCAACCUCCCUGGCUGAGCUUUUGGAGGUGCCCUCCUGCCUCAGAAAUAAGAUCUCAGAAGAGAACAUCCAUCACAGUGGAAAGGAUGGCGGCAGACAUAGGGCUGGGCCAUAUCUGGUUUUCAGUAUCACGAUAUAUCGCCAGCUAAACAUUGCAAUAUCUCGAUAUAUCGCAAUGUCUGAAAUGAGGCUGGAGCUUAUAAUGACCUGGGGAAAUAUUGAAAGAAAUAAAAAUCUAAAUUUGAUGCGUAUGUGGUUGUUGUUGUUUAGUCGUGCCCGCCUCUUCGUGACCCCCUGGACCAGAGCACGCCAGGCCCUCCUGUCUUCCACUGCCUCCUGCAGUUUGGUCAAACUCAUGUUGGCAGCUUCGAGAACACUAUCCAACCAUCUCGUCCUCUGUCGUCCCCUUCUCCUUGUGCCCUCCAUCUUUCCCAACAUCAGGGUCUUUUCCAGGGAGUCUUCUCUUCUCAUUGAUGCGUAUAGUUAAAUGAAAAUUUACUCAGUUGAUAGCAUGCUUAACUAAACCAUUGAAUAAUAUAUUGCUGCCCUGUUAAGGGCUUUAUAUACCCAUGGUAACACCUUGAACAAAUUGGGGAACUGGUGUAGAUCAGUGUUAAAAAGUCAGGUAGACACUGAGGUCCUGCUCAGAGGGCCUUCUGGCGGUUCCCUCCCUGCUAGGAAUGUUAAUUUUUACCCAGUCACUUUUGGUAUUCUGCUGUUCCAUCAAAGAUGUAUGUUUUUCUGGAUUCCAUUUUGUUAUAAAUUGCUUAGAGAUCUAUGAUUUACAGCUGAUUCAUAAAUAUUUUCAGUAAGUUGAAUUUCAAGUGGUAUAUUUGGCCAUUGUUAAAUGCUUGGUAAUUGUAGAAUUGAACAAUUCAUAACUCCAGAACAAACUUCUGGCGUGGGUUAAGUUUACCUUGAGCUACUUGAUUUCUGCUUGAUUUUUCAAUAUUUCCUUGGAGCUGAAUCUCUCAGGUAAAAGCAAGGUUUCGUACAUGAGGGGAGAGACUAGUCCCAAAGCUAGUGGGGGUUCCCAGCACAGUUCUCUGAUUAUUAGGGUUUUCUUGGGGGGGCGGUUCUUAGCCUGCAGUUUUGGAGAGAGGCUGCAGAACACAUCGUUCAAAGCCUUCUACAUUUUGCACUGCUGAGUGAAUGCAUUUGAUACGUUCAGGUUCGUGCAAAUGGUACCCGUUCCACACAUUGAAAUGUAAUUUCAAUGCGCUAGAGGUUUGCUUUACUAUUGCUGUGGAAAUUGUUCGUGAUUAGAUGCUCUGCCACCAAGCAGAAAUUCUGUUUGAAGAUGCAGUACCAAAGCACCGCAGAAGCCCGUAAAACCUUAAAACAGCAGAGCUGUUGGUCCCUGAAUCUCUUGUGAAAAAGAUGUUUUUGUCCUGAAAACGACUGUUGUAUUUCUGUGGCGAAAUCUGUUUCAGCCUCCUUUCGUGCAAGUGCUUUGGCCUUGUGGCCUGGUUAAACUGCCAACAUGGAACAUUUCUUGCAAGUGACCUCCUUUGCAGCUGUUUGGAGUGUUAUAAGUUUUCCCUUAUGGGGUAUCCAAGAGCCUGUUUAGAGUCCUUAAGUUGGUUCCCUAUCGAAAGGAGAAAAUAACAGAGGCCAACCAGAGAAUAUUGAGAAGCAAGGCAGCUAGUAAGCCUGGUAUUUAUUAACUAAUGCAACAGGGCACUCACUGCCACACGCAAAAGGCAGGAGGGACCCCAAACAAUGGUGCGCAAGCCCUUAUAUAGACUUUUGAAGUUGCCUACCCUGUAGCCAGAGACCACCCCCCAAACAUCAUACAUACAUUACAGAAAGAGGCCGUCUACAGCAGAAAUCCUGUCUGCCAGGAUAACUGAUAAUGGUCGAUGGUUGCAUUACCUGCGCAGCCCGGCCAUUCUUUUGUGAUGGUAAAUACUUUAAUUCCUGAACCCAGGUCACAGGCUCACCCUAUUCAUACACACAUAUGCCCUCAGGACGGGUAAGCAAAAGACAAUGGAGAGGUUUCCCAUUUCCUUCCUCCUUCCAGAGGAAUAUUUGAGGUCACUAGGAGAGUCAAAAUGACUUCAGGAUUGCUCUCCUAUACCGUUUUAGACACGUGGUUUAUAUACUUACAUAUGUGUUUGCCUUGGGAUGGAGCUAUGUAGAGGCAUGUGGGACACGGGUGGCGCUGUGGGUUAAACCACAGAGCCUAGGGCUUGCCGAUCAGAAGGUCAGCAGUUCGAAUCCCCGUGACGGGGUGAGCUCCCGUUGCUCGGUCCCUGCUCCUGCCAACCUAGCAGUUCGAAAGCACGUCAAAGUGCAAGUAGAUAAAUAGGUACCGCUCUGGUGGGGAGGUAAACGGCGUUUCCGUGCGCUGCUCUGGUUCACCAGAAGCAGCUUAGUCAUGCUGGCCACAUGACCCGGAAGCUGUACGCCGGCUCCCUCGGCCAAUAAAACGAGAUGAGCACCGCAACCCCAGAGUCAGCCACGACUGGACCUAAUGGUCAGGGGUCCCUUUACCUUUACUAUGUGUUUGCCUUGCAAAUUUAUGAACACCUAUUUUAUAUUUGGGGCCUUAGAAUUCUUAUAACAGAAGGAACGGAGUUUGGGAACAGGGGGGCUUUGCUAGGCAGCUCCCCCCAAGCUGGCGAGCUGAGGGUGCUGCGGAGUUGGAAAUCUUCGCUUAUGCAGAUGAGAUGCGAGGGAGCCUUUGGAGAGGGUUUUGCUUUUGCAGGCGAGCUUGUUAAGAAGGUGAUUUUUCAAGAGCGGAAUGCUGACAAGGAGAGUGGGGCUUGAGUGCUUUAUAUUUGAGCCUGUCGACUUCCCCCCUCUUGCUUAAUGGCAUGUGGCACUCAGAGUGGCAGCUUUGAUCCUACCUGGUUUCAAAAGGCUUUGCAAAUGGUCACACAUUUGCGGCGGACGCGUCUUUCUUUUUCUGCUUGCAUCAGGGGGAUUUUCUCCUUGCUCUUGGAUGUACUGACAAAAUGAGCAGAGGACAAGACCAGGUGGCUGAAUUAGGAGCAAGCUGCUCAGUUCAGGGUCCAAACCGUACUCCUUGAGUUUCAUUUUGGUGGUGUGGUGUGUGUCUCUGGAUUUGUGGCUGAAGACGGGAGAUGGCAAACCUUCCACGCGAAAUAUCCAUAUUGAUUUUAAAUUAGAUUUUAUCACUUCUUUUAUUUCUUAGUAUUUUGCAUGUUGUUGCAAUACAGAUUUGAAUACUGUGGGAUCCAAAUUGCAAUGCAAUGAAAUGCAAUACAAAAGAAAUAAAAGAAACCAUAAAAAUACAAUUAAAUAUCUGCAGCAGGCAGAAAAAUCACCUGCCAAAGAUCCUCAGCAAUUUUCGGGUGGUCUGUGGAGGAAAAAGUUUGGGAGCCACUACAGCAUCUUAAAAAGCAGAGACAACACCUUGCCAACAAAGGUCUGUAUAGUUAAAGCUAUGGUUUUCCCAGUAGUGAUGUAUGGAAGUGAGAGCUGGACCAUAAAGAAGGCUGGUCGCCAAAGAAUGGAUGCUUUUGAAUUCUGGAGGAGACUCUUGAGAGUCCCAUGGACUGCAAGAAGAUCAAACCUAUCCAUUCUGAAGGAAAUCAGCCCUGAGUGCUCACUGGAAGGACAGAUCCUGAAGCUGAGGCUCCAAGACUUUGGCCACCUCAUGAGAAGAGAAGACUCCCUGGAAAAGACCCUGAUGUUGGGAAAGAUGGAGGGCACAAGGAGAAGGGGACGACAGAGGAUGAGAUGGUUGGACAGUGUUUUCGAAGCUACCAGCAUGAGUUUGACCAAACUGCAGGAGGCAGUGGAAGACAGGAGUGCCUGGCGUGCUCUGGUCCAGGGGGUCACAAAGAGUCGGACACGACUAAACAACAACAACAACCAUAAAAUGGCAGGUGCCAAGCGAUGCGCAUUGGGGUGAAAACUCCUUAGCUUCACACUACGUACUCAAGUCUGAGCUGACAGUGACUGCCCAGGAAUGAGAUUUUGGGUUCUUAGUGGGUGACUGAAUGAAAAGUCAACGCAGUGUGCAGCAGCGCUGUAAUGCAGUUCUUGGUAGCCACACCUCAGAAAAGGAUAUUGCAGAGCUGGAAAAGGUUAUAAGAAAGGGGCAACCAAAACGACCGAGGGGUUGGAACAACUAUGAGGAAGUGUUGUCCUGUUUUGGGUUUUCUUGUUUAAGAAAAAUGGUGAAUAAGCCAGGACACGAUAGAGCAGCAGAAAAUUAGGCAUCGUGUGGAGAAAGUGGAUCGAGAGAAGCUUCUCUGUGUUUCAUAAUAUUAGACUCUGGGGUCAUCCAAUGAAACUAAUUGCUAAAUUGUGGUCUUCUGACAUAAGGUUAAAGCUUCACAUUUAACUCUGGCGGCUGAAUUUGUGUAGGAGUUUUGAGUCAUUGGGAGCAGCCACAGUAAACAUCUCUUCACCCUUUUUUUGCCUGCUGUCUAAUUUUCUAGUAGUGGCGCUAUAUGUUUUUUUAAUCGGGGUACAUUUGAAAAAUAAAAAUGCUUCUGUUUCAACUGUUUCUCACAUGGGAGGGGGAAGAAGUAAUUUUCACCGCUAACGUGCCCUCUCUGACUCCCGUUUGAUGCCCCGUGUGGGUCAAAUCUUAGAGAUCAGUAUUACUAAGGCCUACAAUUAUGAAGGUGGGCUCUAGGUUGUGUAGGGAUGAAUUCAGAGUUUAAGGGGGUUACGGUGGCCUCUGCUGCCCACCAGCCAGGAAACCUGGGGCUAGUGGCCAUCUUCCUUCCCAGGAAGGGCAUCUCAAAAAAGAGGGAGACCAACUUGGCCUCAUCCGUUGGCCUGGGAUGGAGUAACUGCAGGGAUCUUGAUUUCUCCCAACCUUGCCAGGAUGAAUGCUCUGCGCCAACCCUCAGAGGUGGUCUCAGGCCACAGCCAUUGGCCAGGAGCUCUGUGUUAAGAUUCCUGCUCCGUGUUUGCAGUCAUGAGAUUGUUGUCUAUCACAUGGCGGUGUAUGUUUUCAUUCCACAGUGUGGGAAGUGAUGGAGACAGGAUGUUUAUGUUACUGUGUUCUGUGAGGCGGGACUAUAGUCCUUUGUUCUUUCUCUUUAUGCUGUCUGAUGAGAAAGGAGAAGGAGCUAAGGCAGAGUGUAUUAUAUGUAAAUAAAGUACAGUGGUGCCCCGCAAGACGAACGCCUCGCAAGACGAAAAACUCGCUAGACGAAAGAGUUUUCCGUUUUUUGAGUCGUUCCGCAAGACGAAUUUCCCUAUGGGCUUGCUUCGCAAGACGAAACGUCUUGCGAGUUCUUGCGAGUUUGUUUCCUUUUUCUUAAAGCCGCUAAGCUGCUAAGCCGUUAAUAGCCGCUAAGCCGUUAAUAGCCGCUAAGCCGCUAAUAGCCGCUAAGCCGUUAAUAGCCGUGCUUCGCAAGACGAAAAAACCGCAAGACGAAGAGACUCGCGGAACGGAUUAAUUUCGUCUUGCGAGGCACCACUGUACAUUAGCCAAAAUGCUGUGCUACUGAGUUCUGUUACUCAAACUGCGAAUACUCUGCGGAUCCCUGAGUGUGCAUCAGUCGCUAUGAUUUUCGGGCUGAAGAAAGCUUUUGAAGCUCCCGAACGACCGACCAGGAGGGAGGGAACAUGCCAGUCGGGCAUGUGUCUCUACCAGGGUCCUACACGAGAGUAGGACGAUCCUAACACUCUGUACCAUUUGCCUCCAGGGAGAACAUCAGGGCAAAGGGGAGACGAGCAGCCAGUGAAGGAGCAACCGAUGAAACACUUGCGUUUCUCUUCUCUCUCCUUUCCUUUUUCCUUUUGUGAGCCUGGGGGCAGGCCCUGUCUUAAAUACAUGUACAACACUUUCAAAGCAUUAGGCCGCUUACACGGGUUUCAAACAUGGACAACUCUCUGGUUAGCGUAGUAUUUUUGCAGUGGGAAGGAGGUUGACAGGCCCCCUUUGCUCUUCUCUUCCUCUUUGGCUCUUCCUUCUCUUUGGAGCAGACCCGCUGUGGAUUUCUUAUCAGCCUUGCCCUUCCUCUGCCUAUAACAUUGCUGGAAAGUGCCUGCCCUCCCUCCGUGUUGACUUUGCCUCAAGACCCUCUCUCUGAAUGGGCUUUUCCCAGUGCUUUUGUUCUAAAAAAUAUAUAAAUAGGUGCCCGUACUCACCAUGAAAUUGUCACAAUAAGUGCCACACUUUUUAACAAUAACAAAAAGAGGUGCGGGUAAUUCAUCCCCUUGAGUCCCUGCUGGGGGGAAAAGCACUGGCUUUGCCCGUCAUGGACUCUUCCCUAUCUCCCACUUCCCUGCCAGAGGUGAGCCUGCAGCCUGCAAGGAAGCACAUCCCGGAGACAAAAUAGCAGGACCAAAUAAUGCCCCCUAAAUUGAGCUGCUGUCCAACCCUGUGAGCUUGAGACCCUCCAUUAGCACAGACCCUCCCCUCUUUCCCCUGCUCUCGGUGGCUGAGCAUCUGAAACGGGAGAUCCCCAAAUCCUCUUUCUCGGGGCUCCUAGAUGAGCCGUAAUGAGUGAUUGUUCCACAAUGUUAACCUUGCUUUAAGUAACAGUGUCAAAACACUGUCUAAAUAUACUCCUUUCCAUCACUGCUGAGAACACCCACGGAGACACGGCGCUGACGGAAGGUUUUCCUAAUUUGGCAGAACCCUCAGAUGAAGUUGCUAACUAUGCUCCAGUCUGUCUGCAGCUCCACUCCCUUGCAUGAACAGCCGUGAACCCUCACAAGGGGGAGUGUUGACUCUCUCGGGCGCUGCUGCGAGAUGCAUCUUAGCUUCCAAAUUUAGAGGGCACCUCUCCUUUCCUUUUUUUGGAAACGGCUGCAUUAAAAAAAGUGGUAGAACUGGCCUCAUUUGCAUCCCAUCUUUAACUAUCCAUUUAAUGUUUGCUUAGCACUGACCUCCUCUGUUCGUCACCCGUCAAUCUCAGUGCGGCUUUUCUGCCCUCCUGGUGCUUAGCAGCCCCCUCCCAAGCAGGCAACAAAAAAACCAGGCUCCUUCCCGGAUGGGCUUUGCAUUCAUUUUGCUGCAUCCAGGGCUGGAAGCGGAACCCUGGUACUCUGCAUGCAACUGUCUCAUGUGGCGGUGAGUCACCUGGGCUUCAGGUUGGGACACCUCCCCGUGGGCAGGAAAGGCUUCCCAAGUUGCGGCCUGGCUUGGCAGGACUGCUCUUGCAGCAGGUGCUGGGGAAUCCUUGGCCCUCCCAGUGUUGCUGAAUUACAGCUCCUUAUCAUCUCUGGCCAUUGGCCACGGUUGCAAGGGCUGAUGGGAGUUGUAGUUCAGCCUAAAGUUCCCCACACCUGAUAUAGAAUGGAUUAGACUGAUGUACUGGUUAGGUUCCCAGUGGCUACUAGUCAUGACAGCAGCACUAAUCCAAUUACCAGUUGGUGGGAAAAGUCGUCUUGCGCUCGGAUCCUGCUCUGGGAUUUCCUGUAAGCAUUUGCUAUCUGUUUCUCCAGGGCAGGGCGGUCCAACUUUCCGUACCAAGUGGGCUGCAAGAAUUUGCAGAACCCACAGGCCACACACUGUGUUGUUUGGGGGUGGGGGUGGGAGAGAGCAUGGCCAAUAUUUGACACAUGCCCCUAGCGAUGCAUUCCCAAAGCAGGCUAAGUGAGGUGCUGGGCUUUGGGAAGGAGGCGCAAGGCUCUGGCAGGCUCCUAGAGCCCUCCCGUCUCCUUCCCAAAGCUGGGAAAGCUCUAACUAGGCUUUGGGAAGGAGGCGUCAGGACUCUCAGACCCUGUCAGAGACUCUAGGACCCUGCCAGAACCAUCCCACCUCCUUCCCAAAGCCUAGUUCCUCCCUUACCUGGCUUUGGGAAGGCAGCACAAAAGGCUGGGAAGGGCAUCAAAUGUUGCUGAGGGCCACCCCAAAAUUCGUCAAGUCCGCUCUGCUCAAGGGCAUAAGACUCAAACCAACAGGUUCAGAUGUCGGACUUGCGUUUGACUGAGCGACUCCUCCGGUCGAGUCCUUCGGAAUCACCUCCGACGAUAAUUAACGACCUUAGCCUUUGAUAAGCUUCCAGGCAUGUUCCCCAUCACGCAGAGUAUCAAAGCAGCAGAAGUGACGAGAUUUAUGAGCUACAUUGCAAAGACUUUAUUGCUAACUACGCAGACAGAAAAGAAAUCAUCCUCUCUCUGUGAAAGACAGAGAGCAACAGAAAAACAAAGGAAAACAAAGGAUACCAGUAACAUCACAUCCGUCUCCUGUCUUCCGUGAGACUUCCAACAGCCUGGAAUGUCUAUGGAAUGUAAACAGAGUCUGGUGACUCAAAGCACUGCACAGUGGCAACACACAGAAACCUAACAUUCUCCCCCUUUCUGUAAACACCACUGGGCAUGGGCAGUGUGUCAUGUACAAUCUCAAUACAAACCCAGUUUCUGUACAUAGGUACAGUGUUGAUCCUUUGGAACAACCUUGGACAAUAAAUCAGCAGGAAUUUCAUUACCUGGCAUGUAGGACACCGUUACGAGUCCUUUCUGAACACAUUCUCUAGCAUGUUGCAGCUUCAACUGCAAGUGCUUCGUGCUUUGCUUACAACCUUCAGAAGUCAGCAAAGCCAAACAUGCUUUGUUGUCCUGAUAAACCUGGAUUGGACAUUUGACAGGAAUUCUCAUGUCUUUACACAAUUGUAACAACCAUUUACAAUGAAAUAGACCGAUCCACCAGCAGUAGCUUUCUGCAGUGGUAUAUCUCUUGAAGCAGACCCUCAAAGUCAACUGCCUGUUGUUACCAAAAUGAGCGAGGGAAGACUCAAACUCUGGCCAGUGACCGUUUCCUCUGCUUGCGCCUCAACUUGUUAACGAGGAAACAGUGGCAGCCCCACGUUUCUGCUGCAGGUGCCCUCAUUUUUCAUCCGGAGAGGUCCGUGGCAUCCGCUCUCCUCCUGGCAGAAGCUAAGUGCAGCGCACAGAGCUGGUCUGUCAGAAAUUCCCCCGAGGGCACAGACACGCUCCCCUGUUUCCGGCAGCAAAUUAUAUUUGACAUUUAAUUCAAGACUUGAGUGUAAAACCUCCCAGUGGUAAUAGGUCUGAAUGGAAUAGGGCACGCAGUUGGCUGUAUAUAUUUUAGUUUUUCCUGCCACUGUUUGAUUUUUCCACGCACGCACAGUCACUCACAACUAGUCAGAGCCCAAAUUCCUUAAUGACAUAUGAAACAAUAGCUUGUGUAUUAAAUUAUUUCACGUAGUGCUGUUGACAUAUAGGUCUGUAGUACAAAGGGAACAUUCACUCACCUUAAUAGUAUUCUCUUCCCCAAACGCACUUUAUUAUCAACUGUUACCUGAAUCAGGCUAGUAAAUAAAGAUUUGUGUUGUUUUUGUGAGAAGCAUUGUGGUGUAGUGGUUAGAGACUGGGACCUGGGAGACCUGGGUUCAAAUCCUCGCUCAGCCAUGAAGUUCACUGGGUGACCCUGGGCCAGUCACUGCCUCUCAGCCUAACCUACCUCACAGGGUUGUUGUGGGGAUUAAAUGAGGAGGGGAUAAUAAUGUAUGGCGCCUUUAGCUCCUUGGAGGAAAAGUUGGGCUAUAAAUGCAGUAAAUCAAAUAAUAAAUGACACACAUUUUAAUUGGCCACUGGAUGCAAUGAAGGAGGAGCAAAAAAUAGAGCCAUUAAUGUCAAAAAAGAUCACUGCAGUGUUGGAAUUGAAAAUCUAAAAUUAAAUGGAAGUACCUGCAGUGGUGCCAAAUUUGUUGCUGUUGUUUAGUCGUGUCCGACUCUUCGUGCCCCAUGGGCCAGAGCACGCCAGGCACUCCUGUCUUCCACUGCCUCCCGCAGUUUGGUCAAACUCAUGCUGGUAGCUUCGAGAACACUGUCCAACCAUCUUGUCCUCUGUCGUCCCCUUCUCCUUGUGCCCUCCAUCUUUCCCAGCAUCAGGGUCUUUUCCAGGAGUCUUCUCUUCUCAUGAGGUGGCCAAAGUAUUGGAGCCUCAGCUUCAGGAUCUGUCCUUCCAGUGAACACUCAGGGCUGAUUUCCUUCAGAAUGGAUUGGUUUGAUCUUCUUGCAGUCCAUGGGACUCUCCAGAGUCUCCUCCAGCACCAUAAUUCAAAAGCAUCCAUUCUUCUGCGAUCAGCCUUCUUUAUGCUCCAGCUCUCACUUCCAUACAUCACUACUGGGAAAACCAUAGCUUUAACUAUACGGAUUUUUGUCAGCAAGGUGAUGCCUCUGCUUUUUAAGGUGCUGUCUAGGUUUGUCAUUGCUUUUCUCCCAAGAAGCAGGCAUCUUUUAAUUUUGUCACUGCUGUCACCAUCUGCAGUGAUUAUGGAGCCCAAGAAGGUAAAAUCUGUUACUGCCUCCAUUCUUCCCCUUCUAUUUGCCAGGAGGUGAUGGGACCAGUGGCCAUGAUCUUAGUUUUUUUGAUGUUGAGCUUCAGAUAAUAUUUUGUGCUCUCCUCUUUCACCCUCAUUAAGAGGUUGUUUAAUUCCUCCUCACUUUCUGCCAUCAAGAUUGUGUCAUCUGCAUAUCUCAGGUUGUUGAUAUUUCUUCCGGGAUUCAUCCAGUCCAGCCUUUCACGAUGUAUUCUGCAUAUAAGUUAAAUAAGCAGGGAGACAAUAUACAACCUUGUCGUACUCCUUUCCCAAUUCAGAACCAAUCAGUUGUAACUGUUGCUUCUCGUCCCACAUAGAGAUUUCUAUUGGCCCUCAAACAUUUUGGACGUGAAAAUCUUUCCUUCUGGGAAAAACAUUUCCAAAUCUUUGGGGAAAACAUUCCCAAAUCUUUAUUGCUUUCACUUUGGGGAAUGCUUUUCAUUGCUGCAUGCAGCCUAUUGGCUUGGUUUGCACAUUGCAGUGAGCCACACCAUUGCUUACUGUGACCAUGUGAACAUGCUGCCUCCCAGCAAGGAUCUCACAACCACGUUGCUCCUCCCUGGUCAUUCUAGGUCUUUGUGGGACGACAGCUAAGCAUAUCGCCCAAACUCAGGGUCGUAGUUAAGGUCUCUGCUCCUUAGUCACUACCUGUAACCAUAGGAUGAACCUUGGCUCCAGAUUGCGGUUGAGGAGGAGAGCAUAACCAUGGCUCUGGGUUCAAACAACCUUGGUUUAGCUGCUUGUGCCACACUGAUCCAAAAAGUCCAGUGAGGAGCAAAGAGGCUGCAGUCUCCUCCCUGGGAGCCAUUGAGGUGGCGCUAAGCCAUGUGACCCCUUAUUUCCAAGAUCAUCCAGUGCUUUCAAAUUGCAUUGUGGUUUUUUAAAAACAUUUUUUAAUGUUAUGAUCAACAUAAAUUACAAAGGGAAAUAAACAUACAUCCCCUUUCCGCCUCCACCCACUCAGUGACUUCCCUCAGCCUCCCCUUCUGUGUUUUUUAAAAAUAUUUUCUCAUUCUGCAUAUUUUAAUAUAUUUUAGAUUCAUACUCUUUUUACCUAAAUGCUCUAUUUUCUUUUAAAUUUGACAUCAAACCAUCAACAUCACAUAGUGUACUUGUUUGUUUUUAUAUCUUUCGAAUUGCAUUGUUUUUCUUACUGCAUCCUCACAACCAAUAGGGUGGGCAGCAUAGCGACUGCCAUGACGUCAUGAAGCCAGAGCCAAUCAGAUUUUGUCUCUGCAGUGACGCAUGUGAGAGCAAGAGAAAAUGCGUUGUCCGCCCUCUGAAGCCUUGACCCUUCACUCCAGAACAACAGGGCGUAUUGGCUGCACAAAGCCAUGUGAUGGAAUUUAACGAAACAAAGGUUUUAGCCAUUCCCAGGGCUUCUCAGCUGCCCAGAAUGGCUGCAGGGGAUUGUUUCUGCCAAGUCUGCUUGCGCGUUCCGAUGUGGCAACGAGCGAGCCAGUUUCACCCAAGGGCGAGGCUGCUCAAAGUGAAAUGUGAGGGUACCUCCUACCUCUUUGAAGCAUAUUGUUGUGCUGUGGGCUGCUGUCACAGCAGCGCAUGCCCCAGAGCAAGAGAUGUUGUAAGCAAGGGGGUCUUUCGCUCUACAGCAUCAUUUUUAUAUUUUGCUGACUCCGGGAACAAUGGGUGUUUUUGAAGCGCACUGACGGCUCUUGAAGGCUUUGGCCUUGCGAUGAACUUUCUGUCUUUUCACCCUUCCAGCAGAAUUCAAGCUCUGUGACCUCUUUUAAGGGACUGGGAUCAGCUGACUGUUCCCGUCGUACCUCUAGGUCACUACCUCUAGCUAAGUACUGUGAACCCCCUGUUUUUCAAAAGCCAGGGCAUGGACCCCCGACUUUUGACAUUUUUGAUAUACAGUUCGUAUAGUUAAAGCCAUGGUUUUCCCAGUAGUGAUGUAUGGAAGUGACAGCUGGAGCAUAAAGAAGGCUGAUCACCGAAGAAUUGAUGCUUUUGAAUUAUGGUGCUGGAGGAGACUCUUGAGAGUCCCAUGGACUGCAAGAAGAUCCAACCUAUCCGUUCUUAAGGAAAUCAGCCCUGAGUGCUCACUGGAAGGACAGAUCGUGAAGCUGAGGCUCCAAUACUUUGGCUACCUCCUGAGAAGAGAAGACUCCCUGGAAAAGACCCUGAUGUUGGGAAAGAUGGAGGGCACAAGGAGAAGGGGACGACAGAGGACGAGAUGGUGGGACAGUGUUCUCGAAGCUACCAGCAUGAGUUUGACCAAACUGCGGGAGGCAGUGGAAGACAGGAGUGCCUGGUGUGCUCUGGUCCAGGGGGUCACGAAGAGUCGGACACAGCCAAACGACUAAACAACAACAAGCUUUUGUUUCCUGAAUGGUGCCACGGACUCCCUGCGUGGAUUACAAGGACCUCCUGGGGUCUGCGGACCACCAACUGGGAACCUCUGCUCUCAGCUGACUGCUGUUAUUGGUUUCCAGUACAUCCAAAUGGCUAGGGAAGAGAGUGGGUGGGUGUUUGUGUUUUUCCAUGGCCACGUCUCUGAGUCGUUGUCUUGAAUCAACAAUGGUUGUCUGUUCCUUGUCAAAGAGACUUGGGCAUGGUGGAGUUCGUAGCCCCAAGGCAGGUUCCUACAUGAGCCUUCCAAGCAUAAUUUUAUUUGUGCGUCCUUUUCUCCACAUGCAGGGUUCCAGCACAUGGGGAGACACAAGACCCAGGUGGCAAAUUUCCCCUCUGCCGACGUGCCUCCCAUUUUUUUCUUUCCUGUUAGAAUUAUUUGUGAUUGUGCCUUCGAUAUCUCGCUUUUAAGAAACUCCCACCCACCACGUACAACCCUCACUCGGAGUAUUUCUGACCAUGGGAUAUAAUAAUACAGUGGACGCUCGGGUUGGAAACGUGAUCUGUGCAUGAUGCACAGUCGCAACCUGCAGCAGCGCACUUGCGCAUGCUCGUGUUGCGAUUCGGCGCUUCUACGCAAAGUGUGAUUUAGUGCUUCUGCGCAUGCGCAACCGCCGAAACAUGGAAGUAACCUGUUCCGGUACUUCCGGGUUUCGGCGGUCUGUAACCCAAAAAAACAGAACCUGAGGCGUCUGUAACCCAAGGUAUGACUGUAAUUAUUAUUAUUAUUAUUAUUAUUAUUAUUAUUAUUAUUAUUUAUACCCCGCCCAUCUGGCUGGGUUUCCCUAGCCACUCUGGGCGGCUUCCAACAAAAGAUUCAAAACAUUGAAACAUUACAUUGAAACAUCAGUCAUUAAAAACUUCCCUAAACAGGAUGUCACCCAGUAGUUUCUUAACGCUUUUUGAAAUCAGCUUUGCUGAAGUCCAGAGUGUGCGUCUGACUGCAUUCAGCUUUCCUUUUCCUCUGUAUAAUGAAUCCCAAGAGGAACGUGGUCACUUCCUUCCAAGGCCCCCACUGCUUCCACCUCAUCCAUCAACAACACACACUUGAGUUUUUUGGGAGGAUGGGCUGGGCAGGAGGCACAUCAGGUACUACAGAAAGAUCUCAUGGUGACUGGCAGCAGCUUAGUAAGGGCAUCGGUCUCCCAGUUGUGUAACAUUUGGCAACAUCAACAAAAAGCCCCCCCCUCCAAAAAUGCAAGAAGGGCUUUUACACUUGCCAGAAGCUCGGCUCUGCCCUCGUCGGUCUUGGAAGGAUCCUUUAAAAAACUCCCAUAGGACCAGAGAAUUUGCGCCUGUCCAUUGGGGGAUAUUUGUUGUUGUUUAGUCGUUUAGUCGUGUCCGACUCUUCGUGACCCCAUGGACCAGAGCACGCCAGGCACUCCUGUCUUCCACUGCCUCCCGCAGUUUGGUCAGACUCAUGCUGGUAGCUUCGAGAACACUGUCCCACCAUCUCGUCCUCUGUCGUCCCCUUCUCCUUGUGCCCUCCAUCUUUCCCAACAUCAGGGUCUUUUCCAGGGUGUCUUCUCUUCUCAUGAGGUGGCCCAAGUAUUGGAGCCUCAGCUUCAGGAUCUGUCCUUCCAGUGAGCACUCAGGGCUGAUUUCCUUCAGAAUGGAUAGGUUUGAUCUUCUUGCAGUCCGUGGGACUCUCCAGAGUCUCCUCCAACACCAGAAUUCAAAAGCAUCAAUUUUUCGGCAAUCAGCCUUCUUUAUGGUCCAGCUCUCACUUCCCUACAUCACUACUGGGAAAACCAUAGCUUUAACUAUAUGGACCUUUGUCAGCAAGGUGAUGUCUCUGUUUUUUAAGAUGCUGUCUAGGUUUGUCAGGUCUUGAUCUACAGGGUGGCAAUUUCAAAAGUCUAUAUAAGGGCUUGCACACCAUUGUUCUGGGUUCCUCCUCCCUCCUGCGUGUGGUGAGUGAGGACCCUGUUGCAACAGAUCCAUAAAGAUCAGACUUACUAGCUGCUUUGCUUCUCAAUAUUCUCUGGUUGGCCUCUGUUAUUUUCUCCUACCAAUAGGGAACCUACGUAAGGACUCUAUAUGGGCUCUUGGAUACCCCAUAAGGGGAAAACGGCAGAUUUUUGUUUACAACAGUUUCAAGUGGCAAUAUAAGAAGACCCCUGGGACAGUUCCCUGAUAUUUAUAAACCAGAUAAAAAGAAAAGACAAAGGACAUGUCACUACUUCCCAAUAGCAAUCAUCAUCAUCAUCCUAGGAAAUGUGAAUGGAGUCACCAAAUUUUGUAUCUUGUAUGUUCAAUUUUAGUUUUCAUGGAGUAUUGUUUCCUUUUUAUUUGUUUCCUUCAAUGCGUUAUUGAUUUGUAGGUUUUUGAGUAAACAAAUAGAAAGAAAGAUUAUUUUAAAUACCAGUAUUCUCGCCCCAACCCUCUAACACACUGGCCCCAGAUUCCUUAUAAGGAAUCGCAGAGAUUAAAUAGCUCCUGCUUUCAAUUAAUGAGUUCUGGGUUAUGGCGUCCAUUAAUCCGCUUCUCCAGAGAGGUUGCCCCUUCCAGUUGCACAAGGAAGGAAUCCGCUCUCUCUUUCCUCAAGAGGCAGCAUUCGAAUUUCGGUCUCCUGCACGUUUACAGGAAAAACAGCAGGAGAAUCAAUGUGACCGUUUGAGCUGCUUCCUUAGACUAUAUUGAUCCGCAGGGUGUUUGCAUCUUAAAUAUCUCCAAAUAAAUAUUCUCUCAUUAUGCAGAAAUCUAUAUAUGUGUACAGCUGCAUUAUUCUUGCUGCUAUCAUUAUUAUUGAUUACCAUCAAAGUUGCAUGGAACUAGGAUUUAAAAGCUGCCAUAAUGCACCGUGAAGUCUGGACAGCUUAAUAUUUAAGAUCCGGGAAAUGAAAAUGCUGGCGUUCUACGUAUAAUCUUUAAUUAUUCCCUCUUGGUGAUUUGAAAUGCAUAACUGCACUGUGACUUGUUUCCUUGUCAUAGGCGGACUUCAGAUGCCAGUAAUUCACAUAUGUUGUGUAAUUCUUUAUCUCCUUGACAUCUGAUGGGAGGGUGUUCCACAGGGAGGGAGCCACCACCGAGAAGGCCCUCUGCCUUGCUCCCUGUUUCUGUUUUACCCUGUCAAUUGGCAGUUAAGAUAUUUUGUUUAGUGGCUCCCACCUCUUUUGCUGGGUAAGUAUUCUGUUCUGGUUGAAACUGCUUGUUGUUUUUUAAAUAACCGUAACCGUUUGAUAUGUAUAUUACGUUGCUGUAAGCCAACAGUUCUCAAACUUCCUUCUCUGGGCCACGCUUUUCAGGAGAAACAUUUGCUUGCACUGCACCGAUAUUGAUAAGAAAUACGCUGGAAAGCAAAAUGAAACAACAACUACCAGCGCUUGAUUGAUAACAGAGAACACUAUCCAUAUUCUGCAAAUAUUUUUAUUUUCUUAAAAAAGUUUAAGUGUUUCUUUGAUUGUCCUUGAAUCUUCCUCUCACACCUUUUGAGCAUCACUGCUGUAAGGUGUCCCGGGGAAGGCGGGUGAGAAACCUUGCAAACUAAUAAUACGCAAAUUCGUUAAAAUGGAAGCGCUGCUCCCUGCACAUUGGUGAGUGCUGGUGCAUUUUGUAAAGCAAGUAGUGGGAGCCCGAGUGGUGGAAUUUUUGUGUGCGAAAAAGCCAGGUGCAGUGGCGUCGCAACGGGGGGGGCAGUGCGCUCCGGGUACCAUGUCUGGGGGGAGGGGUGACAAGAAGGCACCCCACGGGAGCUCCAGCAGCCAUCGCGCCACUGCAGCUGCAUGUGGAGGAUCCUCUGUUUGCGGCUGCAGCCGCGAGCAGAGGAUCCCAGCGGCAAACCAUUAUGUGCAGCGCAUGUGCGGCGUCACACACAUGUGCUGUCACGGCUAAAAUUUGGCCGCUGUUUCUUUAAUGCUAAAAGAACUACAAUGACUCAUGCAACCUUUCACCAAAUUACACCUUAUAUACAGAGUGGUCAAUGUUAGUGUUUGGUGUAGGUUGGUUGGAUUGUAGAAAGCUGGUUCCGUUCGGUGUGUGUAAAAGCUGUCGGUCAUGGUUGGAGAAGAAGACUUUUCAAGAAUAAAAGCAGCAAUACUCUGCAAGAAUACUCUAUCUCAAAGACUCUUUUGUGCCAACUAAGGUCUGAGGACUAGGCAAAGGAGUAAAAAGGAGGUCAGAACCUUUUCUUUUUCAAACACUGACAUGCGCUGCACGUAACGAUGCCGCACAUGCGCUGUACAUAGUUGUUUGCCACCCGCACCGCUCGAGCGCCAUACGGACGGCAGUGGGAUCCCUCUGUCGCCACUACAGCCGCAUGUAGAGGAUCCUCCGUUCGCAGCUACAGCCGCGAGCAGAGGAUCCUGGCACCGUCCGUAUGACGCUGGAGGAUCGCCGUCGGCAAACCGUACAGCGCAUGUGCAGCGUCACUAUGUACGGUGCAUGCGUCAUAUGUAGCGAUGCCGCACAUGCGUCCUACGUAGCGAUUCCCCGUCCCAGGUGUCAUGAUGCAUUCGUUUGCCGCUGGCCAGGUGACCUGGGCUCUUCCUGCUGUGCGCUGCUGGGAUGUUGCAAAGGCAGGGGAAGGAGCCCGGGGGCAUCAUGCGCCCCUUUCAGUGCGCUGCUCGCUGCAUCAUCCGCGAUGCCCACCACACACCUCCUCCAUUCACCCUAGCCAGCUGCCUUCUUCGCUUGCCUUGGAUAUUCCUUCUGCUUUUGAUGGAUCUUUCUUGGAACAUUCUAAAUGCCUGCUUGUCAAAUGUUCCAUAUUUUUUUCUCUCUCUCUCCCACUAUUGACAGGGGAAAGUACUAAUGUUGGCUUAAUGCGGGGAUUUAAUCAUGCCAGCUGUCACCUGGUUCCUUCCGACAAAUAUUUUCCACCGCUAAUGGUUUCAGCGCCAGAUUUUAUUUUUUUGUUAAUGCGAUCCAAAUGUAAUCUUAUUUAAUAGCAUUUCACCGCCAUAAUGCUGUACGCUUGUUUAAAGACUUUGCUUGCUAAUAUGAAAAACGUAGGCAUGGGGGGGAGGGCGGUAAAGGGAGCUCCUGCAUUUUGGAAUGGGAAAUGGACAUCUUAAGAGCCGUGAUUUGGAAACUUGUAUCCAGGGGCCAAAUGUGGACUGCCCCAAUUAAUCAUCGUUUUAUUUGUAAGCUGCCUUUCCAUAGUUCACAGCCAUGCGCAAGGCGGUACUCCAACAUGAAAAUAUUUACUUAAUUACAACAAGUGGUCAUGAACAAUAAAUAAAAGACAUCAAAAAAGUGUGCAACCAAAUUGAAUGAUUUCCAGAUAAACAAUGUUGUUGUUGUUGUUGUUUAGUCAUUUAGUCGUGUCCGACUCUUCGUGACCCCCUGGAGCAGAGCACGCCAGGCACUCCUGUCUUCCACUGCCUCCCGCAGUUGGAUCAAACUCAUGCUGGUAGCUUCGAGAACACUGUCCCACCAUCUCGUCCUCCGUCAUCCCCUUCUCCUUGGGCCCUCCAUCUUUCCCAACAUCAGGGUCUUUUCCAGGGAGUCUUCUCUUCUCAUGAGGUGGCCAAAGUACUGGAGCCUCAGCUUCAGGAUCUGUCCUUCCAGUGAGCACUCAGGGCUGAUUUCCUUCAGAAUGGAGAGGUUUGAUCUUCUUGCAGUCCAUGGGACUCUCAAGAGUCUCCUCCAGCACCAGAAUUCAAAAGCAUCAAUUCUUCGGCGAUCAGCCUUCUUUAUGGUCAGCUCUCACUUCCAUACAUCACUACUGGGAAAACCAUAGCUUGAACUAUAUGGACCUUUGUCGGCAAGGUGAUGUCUCUGCUUUUUAAGAUGCUAUUGAGGUUUGUCAUUGCUUUUCUCCCAAGAAGCAGGCGUCUUUUAAUUUCGUGGCUGCUGUCCCCAUCUGCAGUGAUCAUGGAGCCCAAGAAAGUAAAAUCUCUCACUGCCUCCAUUUCUUCCCCUUCUAUUUGCCAGGAGGUGAUGGGCCCAGUGGCCAUGAUCUUCGUUUUUUUGAUGUUGAGCUUCAGACCAUAUUUUGCAUUCUCCUCUUUCACCCUCAUUAAAAGGUUCUUUAAUUCCUCCUCACUUUGAUUGGCUGGUAGGUGUGGUAAACCAGUUGACGACUGUUAACGAUUGCAGUUGGUCUUACAGGAAAAAGCAAGGGAUGAGAUGGCCAAAAAUAACUUUUUCAUGUAUAAUGAGAUAAGAAUCCAAUGUCUCUAUUCAGACCAGGUCUCUCCAUGGUUUUAAGUUUGGUAAUAAGUUGUAAUUCAGCAACUUCUCUUUCCUGUCUAUUUCUGAAAUUCUUUUGUAAUAUGACAGCUUCUUUGAGAUCUUGCAUAGAAUGUCCUGGGAGAUUGAAGUGUUCUUGUACUGGUUUCUCUGUCUUGUGAUUCCUGAUGUCAGAUUUAUGUCCAUUUAUCGUUUGGGUGGUUGUUUCUCAUUCAUGCUGCAAUCAAGCACUCAGUCAAAGUAACAAUAUACCCACCAAAACCCACCAAAAAUGAUUGAAUAUUUACAUCCUGCCAAGUUGACACGGAGAAUUAGAUGAAAUACUAUACAAAAAGUAAAUAAUGAAUGGAUAAUCUUAAAUGAAUACCCAUAAGAAUUAUACGUACAAGACAAAUCUCCUGACAGAUACAGAAUGAAUCUAGAAAAUAGAGGAAUAUAUAGUCAAAUCUGUGUAGAGAAAAAAAUUGGAGACCAAAAUAACAAAAAUGAAAUGCGUAUAGACCACCAAAUUGUAAAAUAGCACAAUGAGAAUAUAGUAGUACCUCGGGUUACAGACGCUUCAGGUUACAGAUGCUUCAGGUUACAGACUCCGCUAACCCAGAAAUAUUACCUCGGGUUAAGAACUUUGCUUCAGCAUGAGAACAGAAAUCGUAUGGUGGCAGCAUGGCGGCAGCGGGAGGCCCCAUUAGCUAAAGUGGUACCUCAGGUUAAGAACAGUUUCAGGUUAAGAACGGACCUCCAGAAUGAAUUAUGUUCUUAACCCGAGGUACCACUGUAUCUGAAAGUCAAACACUUGGAUGUAUUUACGUUGGGUAGGUAGGUAGGUAAUGUAUGUAUUGUAUGUAAUGUGUUGUAUUGUCUAAUUUUAAGUUUAAUAACAAUAAUAAUAAAUCAAGCACUCAGUCCCCUACCUAUAGCUGGACAUAGUUCCGUUAAGCAGUCCUAAGUCCAAGGGCUCGAGGGGACCCAAGUCAUAGGUGGCUGAAGGUGGACUCUCCACCUGUCUAUCGGACAUCAGCAUCUUUGGGGGAGGGUAGCUUAGAGCAGGCAAGUUGCAUGGGAGGGCAGUUAACACCCCCCCCCAUGGAGUCUGUGCUCCAAAUCAUUCUCUCCAGAUUCGCUUCUCCCAGGCUGCUGUUAUCCACAUCAUAGCUGUCAGGUUUUCCCUUUUCUUGCAAGGAAUCCUAUUUGGAAUAAGGGAAUUUCCCUUUAAAAAAGGGAAGCAUUGUCAGAUAUGAUCCACAUACAUGUGUAAUGUCCUGUUAGGGGGCUCUGUGUCUCCAUGCUUGUGUGAUACCUUAGGAGAUCUCUGGAACAGGGAACCCCCCUCCCUGUUACGUCCACUGCAAGAUCUCACCCAGCAUGAGUUCUUUUUAAAAAAUUUUACUUCUGUUCCUUAGGUGGUGCGCACAGAGAAGAACAGUCUGAACAACCGCUUCCUGCCCUGGGAUGAGAUUGAGACGGAGGCCAUCCUGUCCAUCGACGACGACGCCCACCUGCGCCACGACGAGAUCAUGUUUGGAUUCCGGUGAGCCAAAAACUUUGCUCUUUAACAGGCAAGGGACGGAUCCUGCCAAGAGGCCCAACAGCCUCUCCCCUUUCUUCCCAUUCCAUCAGGGCCAUUCACUGUUGCCUCUCUCCGUCAAGCCCAAUUCAGCUAACCCAGCGAUUCCCGAACAUUUCCGGCUCCCCGCCACCUUGGUUCCAUUAUCUCGUUCUCAAUGCCUCCCCUCUAGAAAAGCAUUAUUCAGAGCAGUGGUUUGCACAGCACACAAAGAAAGAUGAUGCAAUAAAAUUCAAAACAGUAACAACCGGUUGCACCUUCAUUCAAAAUCAGGCAUAGGCAAACUCGGCCCUCCAGAUGUUUUGGGACUACAACUCCCAUCAUCCCUGACCACUGGUCCUGUUAGCUAGGGGUAAUGGGAGUUGUAGUCCCAAAACAUCUGGAGGGCCGAGUUUGCCUAUGCCUGUUCAAAAUCCUAUUACAAAUGUUUAGUUGAAAUAAAACUGAUGAAUUUGAUCCAGUGAUACAGCUUUUCAAAGCCUAAAAGCCAUUUAUACCUCUAAUGUCCCUCUGCUGCCCUCUUAGUGCGCCCCUGGAAAUGCCCCCCCCCCCCCAGGACGUACCACCCAUUUUAGCAACCACUGAGUAUUUUGCGGCCAAAAAGCACCAAACAGGACGCGGGUGGCGCUGUGGGUUAAACCACAGAGUCUAGGACUUGUCGAUCAGAAGGUCUGCGGUUUGAAUCCCUGCGACGGGGUGAGCUCCCGUUGCUCGGUCCCUGCUCCUGCCAACCUAGCAGUUCGAAAGCACGUCAAAGUGCAAGUAGAUAAAUAGGUACCGCUCCAGUGGGAAGGUAAACGGCGUUUACGUGCGCUGCUCUGGUUCGCCAGAAGCAGCUUAGUCCUGCUGGCCACAUGACCCGGAAGCUGUACGCCGGCUCCCUCAGCCAAUAAAGUGAGAUGAGUGCCGCAACCCCAGUGUCGGUCACGACUGGACCUAACGGUCAGGGGUCCCUUUACCUUUUAAGCACCAAACAAGGCUGGUUUUCUUCCCUUCCACUUGCAUAAUUACGCUGUCCGUUCUGCUUUGAGUCCUAACUUAUACUUCCCUCUCGAUUUGCAUGUGAGAGAGACUGUUUUUGAGCAUUGGACCAAAGGGUCUCUGUCCUUUCCUCCUCCUUUCCCGAGGAGUUCUGCUCUCCUGCGUGCCCCCCAGCAAGGGAAACUGCAUCUUGUUCAUAAAUCUUACUCUCCCUAUCUGCACGAGGGGAUAUCUACAGGAAAAAUUAGCUGCGGGGUCUUAUUUCUCUGCAUUUGCUCUAAAUUCCCACCGCAUGCAGAUGUUUGGCUGCAACAAAUCCUUAUUUUUAGCAAUGUGCCUCUAUUUAUAGUCACCAGUGCAAGAGGGACUGCUCCUUGCUGGCACGACGUGAGGAGUCGUGGGAGUGUUUUUGUAGGAAGGGGAAUAAGCCCCAACCACGUUUAUGAAGCUGGCAUUGUGGCAGGAAUUGGUGGGAAGAGACAUGGAGAGAUGGCAGGAUUUGCUUUUCCCUCUAUAAAUCUUGUUUUUAAGUGGAUGAGGAGAGGCCUGUAUAGCCAUUUAUGGCCCCGGUUAGAUGAUCAACGUGGACCUCACUCAAGAUAUGGGCUUCACGUCAGAUAAUCAUCUAAGCUUGCAGGGUGUGUGUGCAUAGAAUUCUAGAAUUGUAGAGUUGGAAGGGACCAAAAGAGUCAUUUAGUCAAGGGGUCGGCAACGUUUUUUGAGGCUGGUCCGGCCCACUCCCCGGCAGACCUCUCGGUGGACCGGAGCGUGGGCGCCGGAGUGUGCACUCAAGCUAUUUCCUGCGCUCUUCUAGCUGCCGUGUUCUGGAUUAGUUAGUUUUUGGGUCACCUUCAAAGCUCGCCCCACGUACAGCGCAUUGCAGUAGUCCAAGCGGGAGAUACAUAGACCAUGUGCACCACGUUGAGCUUCUUAGAGUGUAAAAUGUAAGGCCAUAGGAGGUAAAAUAGUAGCAGGAGCAUUUUGUGAGAUGUGCGGCUCUGUAAGCUAAAGCUCUGGUUUUCUGCCCCGAAAUCCAAGUGGCUAUGAUUCGCAGUCUUGCCCUCGCCCUACCAGUAACUUUAGGAAGGACGAGCUGUUUAUAUUAUCAUUGCAAUAAACAGAAGAGAAACAAAAUGUGCGUGUGUUUGCUGAAGAAAAGGGCAGAAACCAAGAAAAAGCUGAAUGUUAAAAGUCUAAAAGAAAGUGUGUGAGGGGGGAGUCCUCUGGGCUUUGCAUUACAGUCAGCCUCUGUUCUUAGUGUUGCCCAUUUUCUUUGCUGAAUAUUUGCCGCCCAGCUUAACAGCGAACGCCCUGUCAUGUCUGCCUAAAACGAUGUGUGAAUAAGCUGCCGUUGGCUUAGUGAAAGGGCCGCUUGUGUGGGCUGAGCCGCGCUCUUUGUCCCCAGUCUGUCCGCCUUGUUCCAUCUCUUCCCUUCCCACUUUGCAUCUUCAGGGUCUGGAGAGAAGCCAGGGACCGCAUUGUCGGCUUCCCUGGGCGCUACCACGCAUGGGACAUCCCUCACCAAUCCUGGCUGUACAACUCCAACUACUCCUGUGAGCUCUCCAUGGUGCUGACGGGCGCUGCCUUCUUCCACAAGGUAAGGGAGGGGGACCCCAGUCGCUGGGAGUGGCUCUCAGCUCACAUAUUUUUAUAAGAAGGGGAGUUGCAAAAAAACAACACCACCCCAACUCUCAUGUUCCCCUCCCCUUGUGGAGCUUCCUUUGCCAACCUGCCUGUUCCUGGUGGGCAGAGGGGUCUGUUAUUCUCACAGGCCACAUCCACAGAAGCCGGGAGCCAAACUCAAGCUGUCCCGUCCUUCCACCUGUUCGGGGAGGAUGGAGAAAACAGAACAGGGCUGAGAUACUGUCCUCUUGGGCGAAGUAGAGGGAAGGGGUGCAGAAACCCGUGACCUAGUGGUUGGAACCAAUAUCGGGCUGGCUUUUCAGUGCAAAUGGACUUGCCUAGGUGGGCAGUUAGAGAGCCAGCGAAGGAGCUAAGCGCUGUUCCUCCUCCCCUUGUCUGGAAGGAGUUUGGACCUAGAAUGGGGCACAGAUGGUGUUGGACUCCAACUCCCAUCAUCCUCAGCCAGCAUGGCCAAUAUCCGGGGAUGAUGGGAGUUGGAGUGCAGGAACAUUUGGAGUUCCACCGGAUCCCCGUCCCUGGCCAAGAUCCAAUGUGGUUCUUCUGAGGCAGAGAAGCAGAGGUGAAAAUGAAAUUGAACAAGCCAUGGUGUUAUAUUGGGUCCAUUUCACCUGCACAAGACUCUUCUCUUUCCCCCAAAGUGUGUAUAUUUGGACUCAGCUAUGGUAAAUCAGAAGGGACACGGGUGGCGCUGUGGGUUCAACCACAGAGUCUAGGGCUUGCCGAUCAGAAAGUCGGCGGUUCGAAUCCCCGCGACGGGGUGAGCUCCCGUUGCUCGGUCCCUGCUCCUGCCCACCUAGCAGUUCGAAAGCACGUCAAAGUGCAAGUAGAUAAAUAGGUACCACUCCAGCAGGAAGGUAAAUGGCAUUUCCAUGUGCUGCUCUGGUUCGCCAGAAGUGGCUUAGUCAUGCUGGCCACAUGACCCAGAAGUUGUACGCUGGCUCCCUCGGCCAAUAAAGCGAGAUGAGUGCCACAACCCCAGAGUCGGCCACGACUGGGCCUAAUGGUCAGGGGUCCCUUUACCUUUACUAUGGUAAAUCAGUGGCAUUUGUGUGGGGGGGCCAUUGUGUCUUGGCCAUUUUCUGAUGUUUUCCCAUUCUCCUUCCCUCCCUCUCUCCCUCUCUCCCUUUCACCUGAAGUACUAUGCCUACCUGUAUUCCUACGUGAUGCCCCAGGCCAUCCGAGACAUGGUAGAUGAAUACAUCAACUGUGAGGAUAUCGCUAUGAACUUCCUGGUCUCUCAUAUCACCAGGAAGCCACCAAUCAAGGUAAGCGCUUGGCAGAGGACUUGAGAGGACUGAUUCCUCUUUCCUUUUUUUGCUAGGGCAAAAUGAUCUCUCAUUCCUGAGCUACUAGGGCAGGCACCCCCAAACUCGGCCCUCCAGAUGUUUUGGGACUACAAUUCCCAUCAUCCCUGACCACUGGUCCUGUUAGCUAGGAAUGAUAUGAGUUGUAGUCCCAAAACAUCUGGAGGGCCGAGUUUGGGGGUGCCUGUACUAGGGCGUGCCUCUGAACAGUGGUGUGGAAAAGAGGGUUGCAACAUUUAAUCAAUUAAACUGUUAGGUCAAGUGGAAAAAACUUCCCAUCAAGUAAAAAGCUUCCCCUAUGUAUAAACACACACACAUACACCCAAGCUCAUGCACAAAUUGUUUUCAUUGCUGUUUUCUCUUUCCUUUUGGGUUUGAUACAAUAUGAUCUAGACCAGGCCUGUCAAAUUGGCCCUGGGAUGUGGGAGAAAGAAAUGAUGGGAGUUGUAGUUCAACAACAUCUGGGGACCCACAGGUUGAGAAAGGGGGAAGGUCUCCAUUCAGAGACCUUUGGCGAGGGAAGCUCAUUCGGUUGUCAGAGCUAAACAUCCUCGGCUUUUGCCUUUGAAGGUAAAGGCAACGCCCAGGGGGUGCUUUGAAAAUUUGGAAGCAUUCUACAACAUGCAAGGUGGUGGUGUUCCCCAUGCAAAAAAAAAAAACCAUGCAAAAAAAGAGUAGAUCUUACUGACAAUUCCUUUGAGUACUACCGUAUUUUUCGCUCUAUAGGACGCACCGGACCAUAGGAGAGGGAGAACAGGGGGGGAAAAUUUCUCCACCUCUCUGCUCAGCACCCCUUCAGCGAAGCGUCAGGAGAAACAGAGCCCCUUCCAUUUCUCCUCCCACUUCGCUGAAGGGGCGCUGCGCAGAGAGGGAAAACUGUGCAGCACCUCUCCAGCAAAGUGAAGCCAGGAGAGCAAGAGGGAUCGGUGUGCACCGACCCCUCUCACUCUCCAGGCUGCAGGCAGCUAUCCACAAGCCUUCAGAGCGCAGCGGGAGUUCCCUGCGCUCUGGGGGCUUCAGGCGGCUUCAGCGAAAGCAACGCGAAGCCUCCGGAGCGCGGGGGAGCUCUCCCUCUGCGCUUCGGAGGUUUCAUGUUGCUAUCGCUGAAGCCAAUGAGCCUGCAUUCGCUCCACAGGACGCACACACAUUUCCCCUUCAUUUUUGGAGGGGGAAAAGUGCGUCCUAUAGAGCAAAAAAUACGGUACUUGAGAUCGGACCAGCCCUCAUAGCUGUCAACUUUUCCCUCCUUUUCUUGUGAGGGAUCCUAUUCGGAAUAAGGGAAUUUCCCUUAAAAAAAGGGGGAAAGUUGACAGCUAUGCCAGCUCUUGCCAUAGGGGUCAGGGUACCCACUGCGUAAGGCCUAGGACAGGUCUCCAGAGGCCCUUGAAUUUGGCACCGUCAUUAGCUGGUAUUUCUCUAGAGCAAAGUCCAUCAGCGGCUGUUAGUAAUUGCUUUGACCUUUUGGCUCUGCUUAGCAGCCAGAGUGGGCAGGAGGAAGACGGAGGAGGCUUCUAGCUGAAGCCGACCUGCUGAGGUCCCUGCCAGGCAUUAUGUGUCUCUUCAUGAAAACAAGCCUUUGCGGAUAAGGGCAGCUGCUUGGCGUGGGCAGAGAAAUCCUUUGGCUUCCCAGAGUUGCCGUGAGGGGUCCAGAGGGGGUGGGCACAGGGCCUCCCUCUCCCACCCUGCCGCUCCUUGAAUGAGGGGACGCGAAUUAGCAGCGCAACAGGAAACACAGGGGGACUCCAAACGGAGCAUGUUCGGCUUCCGAAAAAAGGUCUGGAAACCGGAACUCCUACUUCCGGUUUUGCAGCAUUCGGGUUCCAAAUUGUUAGUGAACUAAGCUGUUUGAAAACUGAGGUACCACUGUAGUUUCGUGUGCCAGUCCACUCUGGCAAGAACCCUGACUGAGCAUCCUUAGCCCAGCACACAACUUUGGGCUGCUGAAUCCUCUUGGGGGACUCCUCCCAGCUCCUCCCUGCUCACGGCCUGCUUCCCUUGCCCUCCUCCUGUGCGCAGGUGACGUCACGCUGGACCUUCCGCUGCCCCGGCUGCCCCCAGGCCCUCUCCCACGACGACUCCCACUUCCACGAGCGGCACAAAUGCAUCAACUUCUUCGUCAGAGUCUACGGCUACAUGCCUUUGCUCUACACCCAGUUCCGCGUGGACUCCGUCCUCUUCAAGACCAGGCUGCCCCACGACAAGACCAAGUGCUUCAAGUUCAUCUAG
Messenger RNA from Podarcis lilfordi (Lilford's wall lizard), 43989 nucleotides. The record is from the annotation of a GenBank genome assembly. NCBI's taxonomy places the organism in Eukaryota, Metazoa, Chordata, Lepidosauria, Squamata, Lacertidae.